CCCGCGGACGCGAUCGAGAGACUUGUGCUCGUCUUCGGCGCGACGCGACACUCAGCGCAGCCUCUUUGGAUUUACAACCUGCAACGCGAUUCCGAGCGCGAUCAGCCCCGCUACCGUCGCCGACUCCGAAUCAUCUUCGGCUUCCUUCCCGUUUCAUUUCAUUUUUUUCUAGCGACGCAGGACUCAUCUGGGAAUCGGAGGAGAGAAAAGUUAUUUCUUUUUUUUUACUUUUUACUUUUACGGAUGAGCGUUUUUGAAUGGAGUUCAUAUGUUGUCCGACACACAUAGGGGAAAGUAACGGCAAUUGUGGCUGAUUUUCUUUUCAAGUAUUUGUUUAUUUAUUUAUUUUUUAUUUAUUUGCUGGCUCACGUUUCGCACCCUUGGUGCAAAUCUUGGAAUUCGGGAUGGGUGUUCGUUAAAACUGAUUUUUAAGGACAUUUGAAAAACCUUUUCUUUUAGGACCGCGCGGGGACUCUUUUAAUGCUGCCCGCUGUUUGGAUUAUACUCUUUCAUUUUUCUGUCUGUUUUGCGCUCCGGGAGAAUCGAGAUCGCAGCAGCCGGAGGAAGAAGGCGCACGAUGGAGAGGGUUAAAACGCUUCUGUGAGUCGCACAGCCCUGCAUUAACCGUGCGAUCACGUCGCUUUCCUAAGCGUUUAAAAGCCGCAGCUGCCCGGUCACAAGAGGUGAAAACAGCCGACUGUUGAAAAGGGUUUGAUGGAGAUCAGGUCGGAUGACAGCUGGAACUGUUGUUAUCACCGGUGGAAUACUAGCAACGGUGAUUUUAUUGUGCAUCAUAGCUGUGCUCUGUUACUGUAGGCUCCAGUAUUAUUGCUGUAAAAAGGAGGAGUCAUAUGAUGAGGAAGAGGAGUCCGACAGUCCAAUCCACCCACAGUUUGCCUGCAAUGCAUGCAGUAGUCAGCAAAUGGAUGGACCUGCCCUCAGUACCCUGGUGCUGCCCACAGGUGCCAUCCAGCAUGGAGGACUGGAGGAGGCAGGAGCAAGGGCAGGGGCAUCAAACAUGGGCCCAUGGAACUAUUGCCCUACCUGCUCCCCCUAUAACUCUCCUUUUUACAUACGGACAACAGAUGAGAUGCGCAAUGGAGGAGAACGGAUUACAUAUACGCCUACCCGAUAUGAAGAUUCGGGUCUUACAGUCAAAAUGUCCACUCUGCAGAGUGCCACGGUGAGCCACCCAGUCAGCACCAGGGCUAUAAGUACAGAGGUUUGAGUAGAGACCACCAGGAUUCGUUUUGUGUUUUUUUUUUCCCCUUUCCCUAAUUGUAGGUGCCAUAUUGUUUUUUAUGAGUUGCUUGAAAAGCGAAUUAAACAUGUUGAGCAAAAGGAAGACUUCAAGGGUGACCUUUGCACCCCCAUUUACCUGAAAAAUGCACACGGCUCUCCAAAAAGAGAGCGAUGAGGGCUACCAUUUUGAGGGUUCCUCCUAUAAUCUUGAAUUUCUAGGACAAUGAAUGGCUUAUGUAUCUUAGGAAUUAACUGACCAUGACGAAGGAAAAUUCAAAAUGUAAACGGGAGAAAGUUUCGGAUGUAAAGGAAAAAAUGCAUGCAUUAGAAUGGCCAAGUGAUCGAUGAAAGGUGUUCUUAUUCUCUUUUAAUAGACUAAAAGAUGCGAACACACCUCUAGAACUGCAGUGUCUGCAAAGAAAAAAGGGUUUAUCUCCCUCCGCAUGAGGCACUCUGGCUGACUUCUGUGACGAGGAGACUGACAUUCAGCCAUUAGUUUUACUUUAUGCUUGCGUCUUUGAAAAUUGAAUUUUUUGGUGCCAUGGUGUCCACUUCCAGCUAUGGUGGGGGUUACAUUGUAAUUACGUAACAUACAGAGCAAAAAAUAAAUCAAUAAAUAGAUGAUAAAAGAAAGGUUUAAUUACUUACAGUCUGUUAUUUCAGUAGUUAUUUUUAUAAUGAUGAUACAACCUUUUCAAAAUGGAGGUCCGGAGAAUGGAAGGACAAAAUGCACAACAUAUUUCCUUUGAAAGUCUUGCAGAAAUAAUUAUCUUAUCCCAUGGCAAAUGUGUUCCUUUGU
Messenger RNA from Polypterus senegalus (gray bichir), 2041 nucleotides. Its product is annotated as protein FAM163A-like. NCBI's taxonomy places the organism in Eukaryota, Metazoa, Chordata, Cladistia, Polypteriformes, Polypteridae. The transcript has 3 exons. The record is from RefSeq and is a predicted model, not a curated record. The coding region runs from base 731 to 1228 and encodes 165 amino acids.